UCUGGACGAAAACAUAUUAAUGUCAAAAUUGUACAAUUCAAAUGUAUUAUUGUUCAAAUAUAAUUUUGAUUAUCCUACUAAAUUUAAGAUGUAUAUAUUCCUCAGCUGGAGAUCAACUGGAACAAUAUCGCUCAUGUCUUUAUUAUUGCGUUGACCAAGAGUGCGAUACAGACGGUCGAUCAUAUUUGCACAACUAUGAUGAAAUCAAUAUCUUUCCAUUCAUGCAAUGGCCAUGUUUUGAUGAAUGUAGAUACAAUUGUAUGUGGGAUACUGUUGAAAAACUUGAAUCGGCUAAUGUUUCGAUUCCUCAGUUUCACGGCAAAUGGCCUUUCGUGAGAGUAUUAGGCAUACAGGAACCAGCCUCUACAAUCUUCUCAUUUUUGAACUUCUUAUUCCAUUUGAAAUGGAUUAAAAUAUUCCGAAAGAGAGUAUUCAGUGGCGCCCCUCUUUAUUGGAUGUGGCAUGUGUUCGCUUGUGUUAACUUGAAUGCUUGGUUUUGGUCCAUUAUAUUUCAUGCUCGAGAUACACAAUUUACAGAAUUUAUGGAUUAUUGUGGUGCUUUUUCUAUUAUAUUGAUUAAUUGUUAUGUUUUAGUGUCAAGGAUUUGUUGGAUACUUGGAAAGCUCUAUUGCUCGUUGAUAUCUCUAUUUUUUAUUUUAUUUUAUACAAACCAUGUCUUAUAUCUAUACUCAGCUAGAAGAAUUGAUUAUAAUUAUAAUAUGACCUUGAAUUUCUCCAUUGCUAUUUUUACUGUGAUCUCAUGGCUGAUUUGGUGUUACUGGAACAGAAAAAGCAAACCCUAUGUGGAUAAAUGUGCCAUUUAUGCAGUUUUAACUUCUGCUGUAGCUCUACUAGAAAUAAUUGAUAGAGCUCCUAUCUUUUACACUAUUGAUUCACAUUCCAUUUGGCACUUAUCAACUGCAUUCCUCGUUGGAAUUUUUUACAGGUUUGCCAUCAAAGAUUGCAAUCACCUGAAACGGCAUGAACUGAAAGCAAAAUCGCUGAAUUUUAAGAAGCCUCUUUAGUGUACAAUACAUUGUAACUUAAUAUGUAAUGGCCCUCUUUUAAAUCUUGUUAGAUUUUAUAUUAAAGUUUUUAAAAUUAA
Messenger RNA from Harmonia axyridis, 1105 nucleotides. It is a transcript of the gene PGAP3, whose product is annotated as post-GPI attachment to proteins factor 3. The transcript is spliced from 7 exons. The record is from RefSeq and is a predicted model, not a curated record. Gene Ontology annotation, cellular component: endoplasmic reticulum membrane. Gene Ontology annotation, biological process: GPI anchor biosynthetic process. Lineage: Eukaryota; Metazoa; Arthropoda; Insecta; Coleoptera; Coccinellidae. Gene Ontology annotation, molecular function: hydrolase activity, acting on ester bonds. The coding region runs from base 42 to 1025 and encodes 327 amino acids.